Messenger RNA from Myripristis murdjan (pinecone soldierfish), 3664 nucleotides. It is a transcript of the gene tgm1l1, whose product is annotated as transglutaminase 1 like 1. Gene Ontology annotation, biological process: peptide cross-linking. The transcript is spliced from 14 exons. The record is from RefSeq and is a predicted model, not a curated record. Lineage: Eukaryota; Metazoa; Chordata; Actinopteri; Holocentriformes; Holocentridae. Gene Ontology annotation, molecular function: protein-glutamine gamma-glutamyltransferase activity. Bases 53 to 2416 code for a protein of 787 amino acids.
CUGGCCGACUGACAGACCGACUGACAACCAAGACCAACCCACGCACACAAAAAUGCCAGGUGAGCGGCUGACAGUGAGAGACGAGGCGGAUGUGGGGCGUUUCCCCGGCGCCGCCCCGCCCACCCGGGUGGAGUUGACUAUUCACAAGGAGGGGGAGAAGAAGCAGGAGGAGGGAGGCUGUCGGCGCUGGUUCAGGAAGAUAUGCCCGUGCUGCUGUAAGCGCCAGAACAGCGCCUCCUAUGAUGUUACAGAUAAGGUGGAGAUAGUGAAACCCCCGGCCCCGGCCCCAGCCCCGGCCCCAGCUCCAGAGCCGCCCAAGCCAAAGCCUCAGAUUGGAGACAACAAUGAAAUGGAAGAAAUGGCGCUGGUGGUGCGUUCGGCUGACAUGCUGAGUUCCAAGACGGGUCAGAACAGACAGGAGCACCACACCGACCUGUUUGACGGGGACGAGCUGAUCAUCCGUCGAGGACAGACCUUCCAGAUAGAGCUGGAACUCAACAGGCCCUUCAGCGCCGACACCGACAAACUGCACCUCGACCUCAAGACGGGUCCCUUGCCCGUGGUGUCCAAGGGGACCCACGUCAUUAUUCCACUGGUGGAUCACCUGGAGGAUGAGCGCUGGGAGGCCAAGAUUGUGGAGCACAACGGCAACAAGAUCAAGCUGUCCGUCAACUCACCGCCUAAAGCUGUGAUCGGCCUCUACGGGCUCUCCGUGACGACUUCCUCCUCAAAGGGCGGGAUAGCAACCACUCACGAUUUGAACAAGAACAUCGUCAUGCUCUUCAACCCUUGGUGUGAAGAGGACACAGUGUUCUUGGAUGAUGAGGAGGAGAGGAAGGAGUACGUGCUCAACGAUAUUGGGAGAAUCUACUACGGCACAGAGAACCAAAUUGGGGCUCGCACAUGGAACUUUGGACAGUUCCAAGAGGGGAUUUUGGAGGCGAGUUUGUUUGUCCUGGAGAAGAGUGAGAUACCUCCCUCUGGGAGAGGUGACCCUGUCAACGUGGUCAGGGUUAUAUCUGCCAUGAUAAAUGCCCAAGAUGACUUUGGGGUGCUGGUGGGGAACUGGUCAGGAAAUUAUUCUGACGGAGUCUCUCCUGCGGCCUGGAGUGGCAGCGUGGAGAUCCUCAAGAAGUACCAUGCCUCCGACGGGACGCCUGUGUCUUAUGGACAGUGCUGGGUCUUUUCUGGGGUCACUACAACAGUGCUCAGGUGUCUUGGCGUACCUGCGCGCAGUGUGACCAACUUCCAGUCUGCCCAUGACACUGAUAUAUCCCUCACGACAGAUGUAUACUUCGAUGAGAAUAUGGAGCCGAUCGACUACCUCAACACUGACUCUGUCUGGAACUUCCAUGUGUGGAACGACUGCUGGAUGGCCCGACCGGACCUGCCCCCAGGUCACGGGGGCUGGCAGGCUCUUGACUCCACCCCGCAGGAGACCAGCCAGGGCACCUUCCGCUGUGGCCCUGCCUCUGUGAAUGCCAUCCGCUCCGGCCAGGUCUACCUCAAACACGACACACCGUUUGUCUUUGCUGAGGUGAACAGUGAUAAGAUCUACUGGCAGAGGAACCUGGAUGGGACCUUCAGCCAGAUCCACAGUGAGAAGAAGGCUGUCGGACACCACAUCAGCACCAAGGCAGUGGGCUCUGAUGAGCGGGCAGACAUCACACACCUCUACAAGCACUCUGAAGGUUCGGAGGAGGAACGCAUUGCCGUGGAGACAGCAAGUCGCUAUGGCAGCAAGCCAGAGGUCUACUCCACCCCCAUGGCGGAGGAUGUGAGCGUGGAGGUGAACAUGGAGGGUGAGGGGCCCAGGAUGGGAGCUGAUGCCCAGCUGACCAUCACGGUGAAGAACCUGAGCUCACAGCCUCGCCGGACGACCCUGCACAGCCAGGUGGCGGUCAUGUACUACACCGGCGUGCUGAAGGGCACUGUGAAGAAGGACCAAAUGCCUGUGGAACUCCUGCCAAAUGAAGUGAAGACCAUUGAGUGGGUGCUGCCCUACCAGCAAUACCAAGACCAGCUGGUGGACCAGGCAGCCCUGAUGCUGACCCUGUCUGGAAGGGUCAGUGAGACCCAGCAAGUCUUAGCCAACCAGACCACUUUCAGGCUCCGCACACCUGACCUCAACAUCAAGCCUUUGGGAGAAGCUGUGGUUGGAAAGGAGAUGGCUGCCAAGAUCACCUUCACCAACCCGUUGCCACGGAUGCUAAAGGGUGUGAUCUUCAGAGUGGAGGGCCUGGGCCUGCAGAAGGGCCAUGAAGUCAUUGUCGGUGAUGUCAGCGGUCACUCCACGGUGACGUUGACAGAGCACUUCAUCCCCACUCAGCCUGGACUCAGGAAGCUGGUGGCCUCUCUGGACUGCAAACAGCUCACACAGGUGCAUGGAGUGGUUGACAUCCUCGUCCAGGAAUAAUGAGAAGCAGCCAGCAAGAUGGAGUCCUGUCGCCCUUCUGUCUGCCUGUCUCACGUCACUGUGCUCCUGAAAUCAAAGAGUUAGCUCGUUAGCACCAAAUGAUGUGAAAAGUGAGAUAACUUUCUUUAUAUUAACCUCCAAAACUCAUGUAUUUUGUACUUCAGCAAAAUAUAGAUUUUUUGAUAUUUUACACUUUGAAUAGGCAACACCAGUAUUAUUGUUAAACUUGAAACAUUAUCAUAUGUAAAGUUAAAUACACUUGUGCCUUGCUCUGCGAGGGUAUCCUAUUAACUCAACUGUGGAAGACGAAGAAUACAGUUGCAUUUAAUGCUAGCAAAUCAAGUGCUUUAAUUGAAAGUCAUUAGUAGGCUACUGAAGUCCUUAAACUGUAAGAGGAUGUCACUUAUAUAUCACUAUCUAACAACUGCACGGCCUGUCCAAAUUUAGUCUUUUUUUAAGACACUGAACAAAGAAUUUUGAGACGCAUAAAGUCAGGUCCUAAUUUUAUGAUACUGUAUAUAUGUGUAUUAUUCACUAUAACAAUGUGUUUAGCAUGCAUGCAUUGUGUGUGAAAAGUAUUGUCAGACAACAUGUGUGUCACGUGGCUAACAUUAAGGCAGAGAAGGUCUGUGAAAUCCAUCGAAAGGGAAUAAUGCGAAAAUUUACAUUUAGUUUGAUGUUUUGCAAAAGGCAGUUUCCUCUCUUGUUCAGCUUUACACGUCAUGAAUAUUGUCCUAUCGAGACCGAUAAAAAUGCAAUUCUGUGACAGCGAAUUGCAUUACCUGUGAGAAUGAUGACAGAGCAUGUUAUGUUGCUUCCCUGUACUGAUAUUACACAUCUAAAAUUAUGGGGGAAAAAAGUAAAUCAAGAGUGUGACUCAAAUGCUAUCUCUAUCACCUCAGGCGAUGCAGUUUGUGGAUGUCGUGAGAUUCAUUUUGAGGUCCAAUAACUCAAAUCAGCUGAAACAAAUUACUGAUUUUCUAUCGUUCCUUUUGCAGGAUACCAACCUAAACAUCCUUUAUGAUGAAAUGUACUUACAGGUUGCUUUGAUUUGUGUGUGUAUUUCCAUGAGUGGUUUUAUAUAUUAACACUGAAGUCAGUAUUAUGUUGCAGUGCACCCAGCGGAUGUGCCUUCUCACCAAAGUCUUUUACUGUCACCGCUGUAAAUUGCAGCCAACUGUACCAGAGACCACUGUGGCCUUGAUGAUCUUUACUUGUGCCUGGUUGUAGUCAGUUUUUUUUUUCUUA